Stegodyphus dumicola is the source of this 2124-nucleotide messenger RNA. Its product is annotated as arylsulfatase B-like. Gene Ontology annotation, molecular function: sulfuric ester hydrolase activity. NCBI's taxonomy places the organism in Eukaryota, Metazoa, Arthropoda, Arachnida, Araneae, Eresidae. The record is from RefSeq and is a predicted model, not a curated record.
UUCGGAAGCUCAUAUUUGUGACGCGAAGCGAAAAGAUCUGGCAGAUAAGUGGUCAGAAUUUGAAGAAAGUCAAAGAUUUUCAACUGUUGAAUGAUUCGCGUAAUGACCAUUCCGAUUUUGUGGUAGUGAGUAUUGGUAUGUUAUCUUAUUUUUGGCUUGAGAAGAAUUCGUGGAUUAAACAAGAUUUCAAGAGUCAAAGUUCAAAUGUUAUGGGGACUCUAGAAAAAGUUCUUAUUUUGAUGCUCAUUGGAAGCUGCAGUGGGAUUGCGCCUCAACCCCAUAUAGUGUUUAUGAUUGUGGAUGACCUAGGAUGGAAUGAUGUGAGCUUCCAUGGAUCAAAGCAGAUUCCCACUCCCAAUAUUGAUGCUAUUGCUAAAGAUGGAGUGAUUCUCAAUAACUAUUAUGUUUCUCCAACAUGCAGCCCUUCAAGAGGGUCCCUAAUGACGGGAAAAUAUCCAAUAAGAAUCGGUUUUCAGCAUGAAGUUAUAAUAGCUAACACACCUUGGGGUCUUCCAUUAGACGAAAAAAUCCUACCGCAGUAUUUAAAGUCAUUAAAUUAUGAGACUCAUGCAGUAGGAAAGUGGCAUCUUGGAUUCUUCAAAGAAGAAUAUCUUCCAAUGAAACGAGGUUUUGAUUCCUUCUUUGGUUACUACACAGGUGUUGAAGAUUAUUUCACUCAUUUCUCGAAUGUCAGAAAUAUCACAGGUCUCGACUUGCAUGACAAUUUUAAAAACGCUUGGGAAUACAACGGAACAUACGGAACAGAGCUGUUCACGUCCAAAGCAAGGAAAGUGAUCAUGGAGCACAACCCAUCAAAGCCAUUAUUCUUGUAUAUCGGACAGCAGGCACCUCACAGUGGUAACUUCAACAAAGCAAUUCAGGUACCAGAUAAAUACGUAAGGCCUCUUUCUGCAAUAGUUGAUGAAAAGCGAAGGAAAUUUGCAGGAAUGGUGUCUGCUUUAGAUCACUCAGUUGGAGAAAUAUUUGAUGCCCUUGAGAAAUCUCGCAUGCUGGACAAUACAAUUUUCAUUUUCACAACGGAUAACGGUGGAGCUGUCGAAGGAACGGAUGGUGCUAUGGGUUCUAACUUUCCUUUGAAAGGUAGCAAGUACAAUUUAUGGGAAGGUGGCGUUAGAGCGGUAGGUUUCAUUUGGAGCCCAGUGCUGCGUCCUCGGAGUCGAGUUUAUAACGGAAUGAUGCAUAUCAGUGACUGGUUACCUACUUUGCUGUCAGCAGCAGGAGCACGUGGCUUCAAGAAAUUGGAAGGAAUUGAUGGUGUAGAUCUUUGGCCCUCCAUAGUCCAUAAUCUGCCAUCUCCGAGAAGAGAAAUUCUUCAUAACAUUGAUCCUGUAGAUAAAGUCGAAGGUAUUAGAUGGAAUAAUUUUAAACUGGUGAAAGGCAGCUAUUAUGAAGGGCGAUUUGACGGAUGGUAUGAUAAAAACGGUAAAUUAAUUAAAGAAAUUCCGCUGCCUGUCCCAAAGCUACGACAGAAAUUAUAUAAAAGGACUUAUAUGAAGUUCCUCAAGCGAUCUAAAGCUGCUAGAAUAUUGUGGAGAAAAUAUGGCAAGGAUCCCCGUGCUGCUUUUGUGUGUCACCAUUUACCAGGAUGUAAGGAGCUGGAAGUAAAGUGCGGGGGAUUCCCUCCCCUAAGAAACGCAAACACUUGCAAACCCAAGGAAGGCCCAUGUCUUUUUGAUAUCAUCAGAGAUCCUUGCGAGUAUCAUAACAUUGCAGAACAAUUGCCAGAGAUUACAGCACAGUUGGAGGCAGCGUUGAAUAAAUAUCGACCCUUGGCAAAAGACCCUGCCGGUCAACCUCCAGACCCCAAAGCAGACCCUAAAUUUCAUGGAAAUGCUUGGAUGCCCUGGAAAUGAAAAGGAAACUCAGAGAAUGCCAAUUUUUAAUGCAAGUUGGACUCGAUGCCUGUAGUACUUCACUGAAUCAAACUUUUUCUCUCAUGAUUACUGUUUUAAAGUGUACCAUUUCUGACGUACAAGAAAAGUGCAUCACAUAAGCAUACUAAACAUACUUACUUCAUUUCAGCAAGAAUAACCUGUAACACUUUAUUAACAAAUUUUGUAACAUAUUUACGUAUAUAUAAAUUUAUUAAACUUAUAAAUUUAU